Messenger RNA from Marmota monax (woodchuck), 13897 nucleotides. It is a transcript of the gene Srbd1, whose product is annotated as S1 RNA binding domain 1. The coding region runs from base 138 to 3284 and encodes 1048 amino acids. Gene Ontology annotation, biological process: nucleobase-containing compound metabolic process; translation. NCBI's taxonomy places the organism in Eukaryota, Metazoa, Chordata, Mammalia, Rodentia, Sciuridae. The record is from RefSeq and is a predicted model, not a curated record. The transcript is spliced from 24 exons. Gene Ontology annotation, molecular function: mRNA binding; structural constituent of ribosome.
GUCCAAGUAUCCAAUUUCCAAAUCAAGCAAUCAAGGACUUGUUCCUGCAGUUCAGAAGCUAGGAAUUCACAUCAAGACCGCAGAGAAAAGAGAGCCUCAUCUCCAAGCGUUCAUGGUUUAAUGAAAGGAAAAAUAAAAUGAAGUACAUUGCGCAAGGUCACCAGGUGUUGCUAGAAACAGGAUUGGAAUCCAAUUCCAUUCAACAUUAUGCUCAUCGCCUCCAUAAUGGGUCGCACAGAGAAUGGCGAAGGGAAGCACCAUGGAGGUCACAGCAGAUGUCAUCGUUGCCAAGAAGAGCAAAAAUACAGGUCCAGACUGCAGUAUCCAAAGAUGAAUUUGCUUGCUUCUCGGAGUUAUCAUCUGCCUCUGAAGAAGAUGACACUGAAGAUAGUGCCUGGGAGCCCCAAAAGAAAGUCUCCAGAAGCCGUAAGCAGCCAGCCCCCAAGGAAUCCAAACCAAAAAGGGUACCUCGAGUGAAGAAGAACACUCCACUGAUCAGUGAUGUCUCAGGGGUUGUGGAUGUUAAAGAGGAGCUGCUGAGCUGUCACAUGGGGAGAGAAAGUGGGGAUGAAAAUAGCUCUGUGGCAAUUGCUGAUGUUGAUUUGGAAAAGGAAAAAAACAAAUUGGACACUGUACAGACUCUGAAAACAGCGAAGACAAAAAGGAAAAAUUCAGCUCAAAGGACCAAAAAACUGAAAAUUGAAGAAGAAAUGAGCAAAGCCAGCAAUUUAGAGGGUGGGACUAAUAAUAUAGAAAUACCAUCAACAAGCACCAUGUGGGAAGGUGCAUGCAAGAAGGAAGAGAGUGAAGAUGACUUUACAUUUGGUCAGUCUCCUUUAAAGAAAAUCAAGACUGAAAUGUGCCCUCAGGGGCAGCCUGUCAAGUUUCCAGCAAGUGCCAACAAUAUUAACAACGAGGAAGUAGAAAUGAACUGGGACAUAGUUCAGGUUUUAUCUGAGAGAACCAACAUUGAACUUUGGGUUUGUGCCAACAUCAUUCGUCUCUUUAAUGAUGAUAACACAAUUCCCUUCAUUAUACGUUAUCGAAAAGAACUCAUUAAUAACCUUGAUGCUGAUUCUUUGAGAGAAGUUCGACAAACCCUAGAGGAGCUACGGGCUGUUGCUAAGAAGGUUCAUAGUACAAUCCAGAAAAUUAAGAAGGAAGGGAAGAUGUCUGAAUGCUUACUAAAAGCCUUGCUGAACUGUAAAACUUUUGAAGAACUAGAACACGUGUCUGCUCCCUAUAAAACUGGGAGCAAAGGCACCAAAGCCCAAAGAGCAAAGCAGCUGGGAUUAGAAAGAGCAGCCUGGACCCUGCUGGAGAAGCCAGGGGAGCUUAAUCUGCUGUCUUACAUUAGACCUGAUGUUAAAGGGCUGUCAGCACUCCAGGAUAUUGAAACAGGAGUGCAGCAUAUUUUAGCAGACAUGAUUGCUAAAGACAAAGACACGCUUGAUUUCAUUCGGAAAUUGUGCCAAAAUAGAUACAUUUGUAUCCAGUCAUCUCUGGCAAAAGUGUCCUCAAAAAAGGUAAAUGAGAAAGACGUUGAUAAGUUUCAGCUCUACCAAAACUUCUCAUGUAACAUAAGAAACAUCCAGCAUCAUCAGAUUUUGGCAAUUAAUCGUGGAGAGAAUUUGAAGAUAUUGACAGUCAAGGUCAACAUUUCCGAUGGAGUGAAGAAUGAAUUCUGUAGGUGGUGCAUCCAAAACAGGUGGAGACCACGUGGCUUUGCAAGGCCAGAAUUAAUGAAGAUUUUACAUAAUUCACUGGAUGAUUCCUUUAAACGUCUUAUUUAUCCUCUCCUUUGUAGAGAGUUCAGAGCCAAACUGACAUCAGAUGCAGAGAAGGAAUCAGUAAUGAUGUUUGGACGGAAUCUUCGUCAGCUUCUUUUAACAAGCCCUGUUCCAGGCCGCACCUUGAUGGGAGUGGAUCCUGGUUACAAACAUGGUUGCAAAUUAGCUAUAAUUUCUCCUACCAGUCAGAUACUUCAUACUGAUGUGGUUUACUUGCAUUGUGGACAAGGCUUCAGAGAGGCUGAGAAAAUAAAGAGGCUUUUGCUGAAUUUCAACUGCAGCACAGUGGUGAUUGGAAAUGGAACCGCCUGCCGGGAAACCGAAGCUUACUUUGCUGACCUGAUAAUGAAAAAUUACUUUGCACCACUGGAUGUUGUUUACUGUAUCACCAGUGAAGCAGGAGCAUCAAUCUACAGUGUUAGCCCUGAAGCUAACAAAGAGAUGCCAGGGCUAGAUCCUAAUUUAAGAAGUGCAGUUUCCAUAGCAAGGCGUGUACAAGAUCCAUUAGCUGAGCUAGUGAAAAUUGAGCCGAAGCACAUUGGAGUUGGAAUGUAUCAGCAUGAUGUAUCUCAGACAUUACUCAAGGCCACACUGGAUAGUGUUGUAGAAGAAUGUGUCAGCUUUGUGGGAGUGGAUAUUAACAUCUGUUCAGAAGUUUUGCUAAGGCACAUUGCAGGACUCAAUGCCAACAGAGCCAAAAAUAUUAUUGAAUGGCGAGAGAAAAAUGGACCCUUUAUCAACCGAGAACAGCUGAAGAAAGUGAAAGGGCUGGGUCCAAAAUCCUUCCAACAGUGUGCUGGUUUCAUCAGAAUUAACCAGGAUUAUAUUCGAACAUUUUGCAGUCAGCAAACUGAAUCUUCAAGCCAAAUUCAAGGGGUUGCUGUAAAAUCUUCAGCAGGAGAGGUCACAAGUGAGAAGCAAGGCAAAAAGAAGAGCAAAACUACAAUGGAUAUUGUACUGAAGCCAAAUCCUCUGGAUCAGACUUGUAUUCAUCCAGAAUCAUAUGAUAUAGCAAUGAGGUUUUUAUCAUUCAUUGGAGGGACACUGUGUGAAAUUGGAAAGCCUGAAAUGCAACAAAAAAUAAAUUCAUCCCUUGAAAAGGAAGGAAUAGAGAAAACUGCUGAAAGAUUGCAGACAACAGCACACACUUUACAGGUCAUCAUAGAUGGUCUCAGCCAGCCUGAAAGCUUUGACUUUCGAACAGAGUUUGAUAAACCUGAUUUCAAGAGAAGUAUAGUGUGCUUGGAAGAUCUGCAGGUUGGAACAGUUCUUACAGGCAAAGUUGAGAAUGCCACUCUGUUUGGGAUUUUUGUGGAUAUAGGAGUGGGAAAAUCAGGGUUGAUCCCCAUACGAAAUGUAACAGAAGCAAAACUUUCUAAAACAAAAAAGAGAAGGAGUCUUGGACUGGGCCCUGGAGAAAGAGUGGAAGUCCGAGUACUGAACAUUGACAUCCCCCGAUCUAGGAUUACUCUGGAUCUCAUUCGGGUGUUGUGAGUGUCCCACUGAAAGCCAGACACUGAUUUUUAUUUCCUCAUUUCUACAGAUUGACAAGGAUAGAUCACAUGUUAGUGAGUUCUAGAUAGCAGAGAAGAAAGAAUCCACUUAAAAUCAGAGUAUUUUCCACUUUCCUUAUGAAUAAAUAGAAAACUAUCAACUAGUUAAAGAAAGCAGCUAGUAGACAUCCUUACAUGGUAUUAUGUAGUCACAGUUUUCUGACGAAAAUUUUAUUUUUUAUUUUUUGUAUUUCAUUUUUUGACUCAACAUUUUUUAUAAUACAUUGUUCACUCCCACUUGCCAGCAUCCUCCUCAUUGGACUUAUAUGGGGUCAUCUUUUUUAUUUGAAUUGUACAAUGCUUGUUGACACAGUAGAGCUGGCAGUAUGUAAUUCUUCCAUUUUAUAGAUUUUUUUUUAAUCAGGCCUUUUGGACAUGAUUCAUGAUUUUGCAAUAAUCUUUAUUUUUUUCUCUUGCCACACAAACCAAAAACAGAUUCUGAUGUGAACAUCAACUGAAUGGCUCAAAAUAUUUCUUAGAGGAUAUAUGUAUUGAUCCCUACAAUAAAGUUUUGUGGCUAGUGUCUUGCUUUUGCUAUGUUGAUUCAGUGAAUAAAUAGAAUUCAGUCUUGGAUAAAGAAGAUAUGGUUUGUGGAAAUGUACCUUUGGGAAGAGGGUGCCUCUGGAAAUUUGAAGAAUGAUUUUAUUUGAGUUAGCUUAUCAUAGAAGGGUAGAUUCUUUCUUAACAUUCAGGUUAAACUUAAAUUGGAAAUAAAAAUGGCCCUCCCUAAAGAUUGUAGAUCAGGUGAGAAGGGGCAAGAAAAACAACUAGACAAAGGAAGUGACUGUUACUUUCUUUUAACUAGUGGACAUGAUAAGUAUUAGCAUGACUAUUCAGGGUCAAAAUGAUAUGAAUAGAACCCAGACUAGACCUGUAGCAGUGUCUGACUGUUGCUGCUAUUGUUGAUUUGCCUAAUGAAGUUAUUUGCAUGAAUCAACACCUGGUUUUCUCUAUGUGUAAUGAGUAGAGGAUGGUUUCUAAAGUGUGACCAAUGCUAUUUAUUUGCCUGAGACAAUCCUAGGCAUAAUUUUUUUUUUGAGAGAGAAUUUUAAUCUUUUAUUUUUUAGUUUUCGGCAGGCACAACAUCUUUGUUUGUAUGUGGUGCUGAGGAUCGAACCCAGGCCGCACGCAUGCCAGGCGAGCGCGCUACCGCUUGAGCCACAUCCCCAGCCCUAGGCAUAAUUUUUAAUAAUGCCUCUUUUUAUCUUCAGAGUGUACCAUUUGGAUCAUAUUAUCAUCUAGUAGUAGUAGUCACUCACAGAGUGGUGAAAAUGACUGUGUAUCUCAUGACAAUGAUGCCUGAUGGCUCACUAUUCUCAAAAUGUAGAGCUUUCCAGCUAGUGCCCAUAGAUCUUUUUAAUAUAGAAUGUUCCUUAAAAGUUGUGUUAACACAAAUCUUAUUUGCCUCAUAGUUUUAUUCUUGGAGUACUUUUGCUCUGUUUAUUAUUGGUCUUCAGCUGACAGUGAAUUUUAAUGUUCCAACCUUAAAUUGAUCCUCCUACUCACUCUUCCCAAUAGUCUUCAUGGUCCAUAAUUUGCAAAUCAUUGAUGAGUGAUGCACCCCUGUGGGAUGUAACUUCAAACAGAUGCCCUUCUCCCUGGACACUUUGUACACAGGAACCAGAGUAAUUGACAAUGCUGGGCAGCUCUGUUGAAUUGGCAGCUAAGCUUUUUUGGAUACAGGGAGGACUCGACAUUGCAUAGAUAGUAUAGUUUGUUCUUUCCAUCCCUAAAUAGUGGUGGGUCUAUAAGGCCAAAGCAACUCUAAAAUGUAGAAUGGAAAUCAGUAUUUUAUACUACUCCUAGUCCUUACUGUACCAAUAAUCCACAUUGUGCCUUUCAGCUUAUAUUUGCUUCUAGGAGUCUCCUAAUCCCAAAUAUAAGAUGGGGUUGGUGAUAAUAAAGCAUUUAUCUCCCUAAAUAUUUAUUGACAGCCUUCUGUGGACCAGACGUGCUAGACACGAGCCAUAUUAUUGUGAUAGAAAAAUAGAUAUUACUGCUCCCCUUAUGGAACUUAGUUUACUAAGGAAGAGAAAGGUAAAUCAAAGAAUUAUACACAAAUAAAAAUUAAAACCAUGGUAAGUGAUAUAACAGUGACUUGAAUAUAUUAGAGAAAUUGAUUUAGUAAUGUCCAAAUGUUUCAAUGGGAUUUGACGGAGAUAUGAAAAAUAAACAGAAGUGAGUAGGAAAAUUAUUUGUUGACUUUAAUCAGAGUUGGUUUCAAUAAGUGAUGAGGCUGAACCUUAAUGGAUUGAGUUUAAUAGAGUAGGAGGAGUUAGUUUAGAGAUAGUUAAUAUAAACAUUUAUUUCAGAGAGUUUGUUAAAAAAAUAACAUAAUGGUUGGAAGGGGGAAAUGGAGUCAAGAGAAGAUGUUUGUUUUUAAGAUGAAAUAAUGUAUGUAAAGGAAAAUAAUUCAGAAAACAAGAAAUUUUGAUUCAGCAGACAGGGAUGAAUUACUGGAAUGAUAUCCUUGCCUGGAUGAGAUCAGAUGGAAUUGAGCAUACAAGGGAUUGGUUUAAUAAAAAAACCUCAAAAAGUUCAUCCAUGUUAACAGGAGAAAAGAUUGAGUGUGUGGGUACAGAGGUGGCAGAUAAUGUGGGAGCUUGUGAAGAGUCUCUGCACUUCUAUUUUUCUCAUUAAAAUAUGAAGGAACAUUAUCAUAUGAGUCUAAAUGGCAGGGGAGGGAAGGUGGAGGAAUGAGAAGAAGGGAAGAGACAAGAAAAGGAUCUGAAUGAGAGGGCAAAAAGCCUAGGGAGAUAGAGUAUGAUUUUCAGGCUGUGAUCAGUGUUCCGCUUGAGAUCAGUGAUCGUGAAUUGAAUGUAGGAUCUAGUCCACUUAAUUAUCAUUUUUUUUACAGCUAUAUCAGCUGUAUGGGUGCAGACUCAGAUUAGGUGAAGAGGUGAUCUGAUCAGAUUUGGGAGUUUGCUAUAUUGCCAAAUGAGAAAAGGGCAAGAAAGUUGAAGACAGGAAGACAAAAAAAAUCAUUGACUGAAAUUUAAGCUCAGAAGAAAAGUGAGAAUGUAAGGGGAAAGUGAAGGGCGGUGGAAAAUUGUCAGAUUGAAGGUUUAUGGGUCCUAUCAGAAUUGGAGGAAUAUUGGAGUGAGAAUGAAAGAGGAAACAAUGGGUGGGUAAGAGUGGUUGUCAACCAUGGGGUACAUAACUCUGAGACUCUAGAGAGGUUGCAGCUUUGGGUACUGACAUUGUAGGAAUAAUGGUGGGUUAAGUGCACAAGCAAAGGAUGAAAUUAUAGAAAAGAGGAGGUCAAGAACAAUUUAGAAAGGGUUGUUUAUGUGGAUGAGGACUUUAGGAGGCUGUUGCAGUAGUACAGGCAUAAAAUAUGGUGUCUUGGAUCAGAAUAUUAGUGGUAGAAAUGAUAAGAAGUGCUGGGAUUCUGAGUAUAUUUAGAAGGAAAAAGUAAAGCCAAACAGAAUUUCCUGGUGUAAGAUGCAAGACAGGCAGAGUAGCCCAAGCAACUACAAGUAUACAUUGUUAUGUAUGAGAUAGGUAACGCUGUGGGAGGAACAGUUUGGUGAAGACAUUUGCUUUGAACAGGUUAAAUUAGAGAUACUCAGUAGACAUUCAAGUGGAUCUGCCAAGUUAGCUGUUUUAGUCUGAAGUUCAGGCGAGAGUGCUGGACUAAAAAUGUAAAUAUGCUUGUCACUAGUGUGCAGCUAGUUACAGUGAGAGAGAAUGAGAUCACCGAUGGAAUGAGUGGAGAUAAAGUAAAAAAAAAGAAGUCCAAAGACUGAGUUGCUGGAAAUCCAAGACUUUCAGCGAUGAAUUCUUUGAAUCUCUUUGUAAAGGCAGGAAUUUCUUCCUCCCCUUCUUCCUAACACAAUUCUGAUGGGAGGGGAGCAAUAAAGGGGCCAAUGGAGAUGAACCUGGUCAUGCGAUACAGUUUUGACCAGUUGAGUAUAGGCUAAAUGCAUGGAGUAGGAUUCUGGGAAAGUUAGAGUGGGGAGAUUGGGCUUAAUAUCAAGCUUUUCUUGUCCUUUGCCCCUGCCCUGUUUCCUACUUGGAAUGCAGAUAGAAUGCUGGAUGUGCUGGGGGUCCCACAAUGCCAAGUAUGCAGUAAGAAUGGACAGACAGACAGACAUUGAGAGCCUGAGUCAUCUUGACAUUGUGGAACCAAAACAGCCUGGACUGCCUCCUUGGAUUUCACAUUAUGUGAGGAAUAAAUGAAACUCCUUAUUCAUUUAAGCCAGGUGCAAGUGGAGAGGGUUCACAGCAAAGUACAUUCCUGAAUAUACAUUUGCAUUUUCCUUACUGUAUCCCACAUGUAUUUAGUGCUUAGUAAAGGUUGGUUGAUUGGAUGACUAAAUGAUCAAAUAUCUAGUAAGAACUCAAUAAAAUGAUUGAAUAUAAAACAAAUGUCCAAACGAUCAUGUUAAAAAAUGAUGGAAGAUUCCUACUUAUUAUGUAUAAUACACUAUGAAGUAUCUAAAAAUAAUCUACAACUAAAAAAAUUUUUUUUAAAAAGGAUAAUUGAGUUGGAAGGUGUGAGGGUGAUCAUCCUAUUCGAUAUUCAAGUAGACUGGAAAACUGCCAUUAUUUGAACAGUGUGUUACUAGCAUAGGAACAAAGAGAAGAAUAGAAUAAAAUAAAGAUUUCAAAAUCAAUGAUGUUAAAAAGUGGCAUUUCAGAUUGAAACAAAGUUAUGUUGCCUUACUACACAUCAAAAUAAACUCCAGAUGGAUUAUACAUGAAGUUGCUUUUUGUUUUGUUUUGUUUUGUUUUAAUUACAAGCAAACAUAGGGGGGUUUUGAGAAGUGGUUGAAUAGCCAUGGUAGUGGAGUGCUGGGAGAAAAAGAAAAUAUUCAUCUCCGAUAGACCUAAAAAUUCCACUCAGCAGUCUUUUCCUGGACACCUAUAUGAGGUCCUAUGCCAGGUGCUAGAGUCAAAAGAUGAAUAAGACACCUUUGGAGGAUUGGCUUCAACCUAGAGGAGCUGGAAUUUAAGUGGCAGCAAGCAGUUUUGAAGUUAAAUAUCAUGUGCACUCUCGAGUUCAAUCUGACUGUUGUCCUCUUCAGAAUAUGGUGGCAUCCCAUCUCAUUUGAGGCUAUGUGGACUUUUUGGAAACUUUGGCUUUGUAUUAAUAGAGUACUCAUGUUGGGGUGUCUGUAUUUCUAACCCUGACCUCGGAGUUAGCACUUGUGUUAAAAUUGGAGAUGGCAAGAAGGGACAGGAUGGAAAAAACAAAGAUAUAUUUAGUCAAUCUUUUUAUUUUGGCCUCCUGCCUAAAAUCAGUCAUAAUUAUGAACUGGAUUUAAAUAACAGAUCAUGGAGAACUCCUGAAUGACUGGGCUCAUUGCCAAAGCAGUCUGUUCCACAGGAAGAAAGAUUAGAUUUCUUCUCACUCACUCAUCUAUAUAGUGAGGAUGAUUUUGUGUGCAUAGGCUGCGUUUCUUAUUUAGGAGAGGGGUUAGUAGACUAGUCCCAUCAGCACUAAACAUUACAUUUUUAUAAAUUAAAAAUACUCCCAGAAAAAAAUUUGCUAUUUUCUUGCCUCGUACCAGGAAUCUAAAUAAGUAUUGUAAUACACACCCCUGAAGUAUUCUGAAGGAGGAACGUUUCAUAGUGAAGAAAGGAAAUAAAUGGUUCUACAGAGAAACCUCUCCAAUGACAGAGAGCUGUUCACAACAGCAUGGCCUAACAGUCCUAAAAUGUUAAUGUGGCCCAAACCUAGCAGAAAAAUCCAAAGCUAAAGGAAUGCAUAUUCUCUGGUGUAAAAAGUGCAAAUAGUGAAAUAGAAAAAUCCCCUGUCAUUUGAGAAGUAGCCACUUUCAUAGCCCUAUUUUAUACAAAUACUCCUUCCUAUAUUAAGAUAUUUAACAUGUUGUGGUCAUAUUAUAUACACUGUUUACAAUAGUAUGCACAACUUUCCAUAUUAGCACAUAUAUAUCUACCAUAACACAUUUCAUUUUAUAUGUAUAAACUGCCCACAGGGCUGCAGUGAACACCACAGAAGUAUAUGCACAUUUAAGUGUCAAUACCUACUAUGAAAAUCCCCUAUAUAUAAGGAUAAAUAUUGUUCCACGAACUUCUGUUUCAGUUGUGCGUGUUCGUGAACGUGUGUGGAUACUAGGUUAAGAUGUAAAAUGCAGUAUGUUUAUUGUGGGUUGAAAUUUUUAAGAGUCAAGCUCUGCAGGCCCCUUUCUCUAUGGGGUGAGGUUCUUCCUGUUCCCCCAACAGUGGAAGUAAUGAUACCUGUCAUUCCAUUUGUCUGAAACAGCUUCCCCUCGUUUUCAUUCCCACCCUUUUAUUGUAUCCCAGAAAUAGAUCUCACUCCCAAUGACAUUUUCUUACAAAAGUCUUAUUGACCUUUCAGACUAAAUCAAGUUCACAGUUAUAUAGGCUCUCCUUGCACCAUGUAACUUUCCUUCACUUCCUGCCCAUCUAUAUUUGUGUAUAUGAUAGCAGGAUUUAAAGACUGUCUUCCUCUGCAUUCCAUGAGGAUGGCAACUACCACUAUUUGCCCCCUUUAUUUAUUCCUUACCUUCUCUGGUUUUUACCCAUCCUUUCCAGACCUUGUGAGUUUUCCAUCUUCCUCUUCCUUUGAUUCUAGUAGAUGUGAUAUUUGCCUUCGUCUUUGUCUGAGCUCACUUUUUCUAGAAAAUAGAGCAUGAAAAAAGCUUAGGAACUUAUGCUUUAUUGAGGAUUACAAUGCCAGGGCAGGAAAAGGAAAGGAAAAAGGGAAAUGAGCCCAGGAAGCAGAGAAAGCAUAUACAAAGGGGGGUGUCACUGAGCUGGACAAAGCCUCAGAAGAAAACCUUGCUGGUUUCCAAGUUCCCAGAUGAUCUUGGAAAAAGCUGUGUGGAAUGAUGGUGGCUUACAACAGUGGAAGGGUAGAAGGCAGGUAAGAGAAAGUCUUGUGGUCAGCAGGUUGAUGGACAUUUUGGAAAGUCACAUCCAUCUCAGGUGCUGUGUUGGGUCACAGGCAGAGCAAGAGAAAAGGCACACAUAUGUCACACAGCCCAAUUAGGCAGGAACAUCAGACCAGUUCCCUCAUACUGCUCAAAUGCACUUAGCUUACACACACAGCCUAUGGAUGGCUUGUGACAGGUGGGCCCAAUUGUAUUGAAUGAAGUUACUUUGGAUCUUCAAGCAGCAGACUUGAUGGAGUCCAUGCUGAAGUCCGGCUCUCAAUACUCCCUCCCCUCUUCCAGCAGAGAUAAAACAGCAAACAGCACAACUGCAGUAGCAGCCAGGCCUCCCAGAGAGCAACUGGCUGCAGAUGGGGCUGGGGGUGAUGCAGGUGAGGCCAAGUGAAUCUGGGGAGCCCCAUGAACCGGACCAGUACAGCUACUGGUGCAUUAGAAUUGAUGUUCUUCUAAUACAUCUAGCUUACCUAAAUGAAGCUGCCCACCACCACCACUCCAGUCCACACCCCACCCCAGUCAUCUUUGGCUCCCAUUCUGUACUUGUGGAACUCAACUCAAACCCAAAGUCUCCAACCAACUCCCUGGCCUCACAAUUAGGAGCACUGGGUAACUGAAAUGCCAAAAAGCCUUUAUUUUUUUCACUGUUUACAAGGUUCCCUUGGAUCGCUCCCCCCACCCCACCUUGCGCCAGCCCUCCAGGGACACAGAACAAAGGCUGCACAUCCGUUAAAGACAGAAAAUUAGAAAUUCAGAGCAGUGAGGAGAUCUUUUUGGCUCAUGGAGAGUUUGGCUCCUGCUUGAUUGAUACUGGAAGCUGUUGGAGUUGAAAGUGGACAAGAAUCAGGGGCCAAGAAAACUAAAGCUGACAAUUGGCCCUUAACCCAUCACAUCUUUCAAAGAGGAAAACAUACUCUCCAUGCCCCACCUCAUCCCCAAGAUAAAAACAUCAAAAACCCUAGGAGAGGAUAUGCAAAACUAGGCUGUGUAUGUCUAAUUUGACAAAGGGUUAUUUAAAAAUAAAUUGCUCAAGGCAAAGCACAGAGCAAGAGUUCCUUUGGGCUUUGGCCAACUCUUCAUUACUACAGUCUGCUGGCCCCAGUGAAUAGGGCCAGGACCAAAGAAAAUAGUCUGCAGUCAAAAGUUUUACCUCCAGAAACUUUACCUUGCCCCGCCUUUUGGGGGGUGUGUGGAAGGAGGGGGAUAAUUUCAUUGAGAUGUAAUUCACUCACAUAGCAGUCACCCGUGUAAAUGGUACAAAUCAGCAUCUUAGUAUAUUCACAAAGUUCUGCAACUAUUACCACAAUAAAUUUCAAAGCAUUUUCAUCCCACCAGCAAGAAAACCUGUACCCGUUAGCAGUUACUCCACUGCACCCUUGCCCUAGGCAACCACAAAUCUGUCUCUAUGCAUUUGCCUAUUCUGAAGGUUUCAUAUAAAUAGAUUCAUACAAUGUAUGGUCUUUUGUGGCUGAUUCUUUCACUUAGCAUGUUUUCAAGGUUCAUCCAUUGUAGUAGCUGGAUUGUAGCCAGCUAUGAUCAUUUAUAUUUAUUUAAUUAUUUUUAUAGCCAAGUCAUAACCUACUAUAUAGAUAUAUAGCUUAGGGGCUGGGCUUGUGGCUCAGUGGUAGAAUGCUCGCCUCGCACAUGUGAGACUUGAGUUUGAUCCUCAGCACCACAUAAAAAUAAAUAAACAAAAUAGAUAUAUAGCUUAUUUAUCCAUUCAUCAGUUGAUGGACAUUAGGUUGUUUCUACUUUGAGCUAUUAUGAAUCAUUCUGCAUUACAUCCACAUGUAAGUUUUUGUAUAGACAUUUUCAUUUCUCUUGGGUAUAUACUGAGGAGUGGAAUUAAUGGUGACUAUGUUUAACCUUUUGAGGAACUGCCAGAUUGUUUUUGAAAGUUGUUGCACCAUUUUACAUUUUCACCAACAAUGUAUGAUGGUAACAAUUUUUCUACAUCCUCAUCAUUUGUUGUUAUCUGUAUUUUUUUAUAAUAGCCAUCCUAGUGAGUAUGAAGUGGUUUCAUAUUGUAGUUUUAAUUUGCAUGUCCUUUAUGGAUGAUAUUAUUGAACAUGUUUUGAUAUGCUUAUUGACCAUUUGUAUAUCAGCUUUGAAGAAAUGUCUAUUCACACUCUGACAGUUCUUUAAUUAAGUUGUUUUUCUACAUUUUGGAUUUUUUUGUGGACUCUAAAUACAAAUUUCUCAUCAGACAUAGGUAUUUUUAAACUUUAUCACAUUUUGUACAUUUUAUUGAUGGUGUCAUUUGAAGCACAACAUUGUGAAUUGCUAUGAUAUUUAAUUUCUCUAUUUUUUUCCCUUUUGUUACUUGAAUUUUUGGUGUCACAGGUGAAGCACUAUUGCCUAACAAGCCCAGCACUAUUUGUUGAAAAAACGGUUCCUUCCACAUUUUAUUAUCCUGCCACCUUGUCAAUAAUCAAUUGACCAUAGAUGUAAGAAUUCUAGUCCAUAAAUGUAUAGAUCAAUUCUAACCCAUUGAUCUACAUUUCUGCCCUUAUGCCAGUACCAUACAGUCUUGAGUACCCUAGCUUUGUAGUACAUUUUAAAAUUGGGAAGAGUGAGUUCUCUGAAUUUGUUCCUCAUUCUCAAGAUUAUUUUGGCUAUUCUGGGUCCCCUUUGCAUUUUCUUAUGGAUUUGAGGAUGAAUUUGUCAAUUUCUACAAAGAAAUCUGAGAUUUUGGUCGGGAUUGUGUUGAAAAUGUAGAUCAGUUUGAGGAAUAUUGCCAUCUUAACAAUACUAAGCCUUUUAGCCCAUGAACAUGGGAUAUAUUUCCAUUUAUGUGUUCUUUAAUUUCUUUCAAGAAUUUGUUGUUUACAUAAUACAAGUUUUGCUCUUUUUGUUACAUUUAUUCCUAAGUACUUGAAUCUUUUGAUGUAAUUAUAAGUGGGAUUGGUUUCUUAUAUUCAUUUUCUUUAUGUACAUUGCAAGUGUUAGAAAGAUGAUUGACAUUUUAAUAUUGAUUUUGCAUCAUACAAUCUUGCUGAACUUAUUUAUUCCAAUAUUUCUUGGGGUAUUUAUAUACAUAAGGUCAUGUCUUUUCUGAAUGAAGGUAGUUUAACUUUCCAAUUGGAAUUAUUUUAAAUUUUAUUUAUUUACUAUUUAGUUAUUUUUGUCUAAUUGCUCUGACUAGAACCUUCACCACAAAGUUAAAUAGAAGUAGUGAGAGUGAGCAUUCUUAUCUUACUCCUGAUCUUGAGAAGAAAGCAUUCAUGUUUUUGUUUGUUUGUUUCUUUGUCAUUGGGUAUGAUGUUAGCUAUGGGUUUGUGGGAGUGUGUGCAUGCAUAUACAUUAUCAAAUUGAAGUUUCCUUUCUAAUUUUCUAAUUUGUUUAGUAUUUUAAUCAUCAAGAAGUAUUGAUGUAUUGUCCAAUUAUUUCUCUUCAUCGAUUGAGAUGAUAACAUAGAUUUUGUCCUCUAUUCUAUUCGUGUAGUAUUAAUUAAUUUUUUCAGACUUUUUUUGUUCUAGUCAGUAAUUUUUUAUUAAAUUAAUUAAUUUUCAAGUGUUAAACCAAUCUCAAUCCCAUUUGGUCAUAUAUACGUUAUGGGUUGAAUCAUGCCUUUAAAAAAACUCAUGUUGAAAUUCUAACCCCAAUUACCUCAGAAUAUGACCUCAGUUGCAAAUAGGGUCAUUGCGGGAUGUAAUCCAAUAUAACUGGUAUUCUU